CGUGACACCUGGAGUUUGUUCUUUCAGGUCAAAGAAAACAAUUACCGCGGACAUGGCGACAGCGUGGACCAGCUGUGUUGGCAUCCAAGUAACCCUGACCUCUUCGUCACAGCGUCCGGAGACAAAACCAUUCGCAUCUGGGAUGUGAGGACUACCAAGUGCAUCGCGACUGUGAACACUAAAGGGGAGAACAUUAAUAUAUGUUGGAGUCCCGAUGGGCAGACCAUAGCCGUAGGCAACAAGGAUGAUGUCGUGACCUUUAUUGAUGCCAAGACACAUCGUUCGAAAGCAGAGGAGCAGUUCAAGUUUGAGGUUAAUGAAAUCUCCUGGAACAAUGACAAUAACAUGUUCUUCCUGACAAAUGGCAAUGGUUGCAUCAACAUCCUCAGCUACCCAGAGCUGAAGCCUGUGCAGUCCAUCAAUGCGCACCCUUCUAACUGCAUCUGCAUCAAGUUUGACCCCACAGGGAAGUACUUUGCCACAGGAAGUGCAGAUGCUUUGGUCAGCCUCUGGGAUGUGGAUGAGUUAGUGUGUGUUCGGUGCUUUUCCAGGCUGGAUUGGCCUGUGAGGACCCUCAGUUUCAGCCACGAUGGGAAAAUGCUGGCUUCAGCAUCAGAAGAUCACUUUAUUGACAUUGCUGAAGUAGAGACAGGAGACAAGCUAUGGGAGGUGCAGUGUGAGUCCCCGACCUUCACUGUGGCUUGGCACCCCAAAAGGCCUCUGCUGGCAUUUGCCUGUGAUGACAAAGAUGGCAAAUAUGACAGUAGUCGGGAAGCAGGAACUGUGAAGCUGUUUGGGCUUCCCAAUGAUUCCUGAUUAGGAGGACCUGGCGUAGGGAGACAGAUUGAACUAAAAUUAGUUUGGUCUGUCUCUCCGAGUUGGUGUGCACCUACAGUAUUUGUACAUUGCUAUAAAUUAUAAAAGUCUUUUUUACAGGCUGCCCA
Molecule: messenger RNA, 944 nt
Organism: Myotis brandtii (Brandt's bat)
Lineage: Eukaryota; Metazoa; Chordata; Mammalia; Chiroptera; Vespertilionidae
Gene: THOC3
Product: THO complex 3
Exons: 5
Biological process (GO): mRNA export from nucleus
Cellular component (GO): THO complex part of transcription export complex
Molecular function (GO): protein binding
Source: RefSeq, a predicted model, not a curated record